Molecule: messenger RNA, 2055 nt
Organism: Letharia columbiana
Lineage: Eukaryota; Fungi; Ascomycota; Lecanoromycetes; Lecanorales; Parmeliaceae
Exons: 2
Coding region: 1-2055 (684 amino acids)
Cellular component (GO): nucleus
Molecular function (GO): ATP-dependent chromatin remodeler activity; ATP binding; DNA binding
Source: RefSeq, a predicted model, not a curated record
AUGAUCUCUGAAAAUGGCGACCCAUUUGAUGGGGCUUCCCCAAACGUAUCUCACCUGCAAGAAGCUGACAGUUACGAUGAUCUGCUCGGUGUCCAAGUUCACAUUGAAGAUCUCGAUCUACCAAUGCCGGAAUCCCAGGAAGAACUCGUCCAAUCUACACCAGGACUUGACAACGAAGCCGUGUCAGAUAUUUUCACGGAAAAUUCCAAGAUAGAAGCACUAGCCCAGAGCAAAGAUACUGCCGCGGACAUUCUGCCUGGUUUGACGCCACAGCCAUGCAAGGUCUUUGCCUCAGAGCCCCGUGACGUGGUGACUGUCAAGCCUGCAGUCAAAGAGAACGAUACGGCGGAGCCAGAGAAGUCGAAGCGCAGCAGUGUGCUAGUCAAGUGCGAGAAGGGCACACCAAACCCCAUGCUCGCACAGCAUGUAUCUGCGAAGAAAAUCCCCCCGGACGAACUUUCGUCGCCGAACGGCUUCAUCUGCAAUCGCGUCCUUGAGCUCUCUGAUACGGGUGAUGAAACCCUCAUCAAAAAGGAGGACAACGAAGAUCCUUUAACUUGGACCAGCAUGCCAGAUGAUAUCAUCUCCAUCUCCGAUAGUGAUGAGGAUCACGACACUCUGAUGCUGCAUUCAGAUGGAAGCUCAGUGCCCAUCAAAAAGGAGGACAACGAAGAUCCUUUAACUUGGACCAGCAUACCAGAUGAUAUCAUCUCCAUCUCCGAUAGUGAUGAGGAUCACGACACUCUGAUGCUGCAUUCAGAUGGAAGUUCAGUGCCCAUCAAGAAGGAGGACGAUGAGGUCGAGUUUCUUUGGGCGAAUAUGGGUGAUCGUGUGAUUGAGCUUGAUUCCGACAGUGAGCCAAGUGCUACUUCGAAGCUUAAUCUCGGGAAGUCAUUCCUGAAAGGAAUAAACCCGAAAGGCAGGCGUCCACCCAUCGACCUUUUAGGAGCCAGGCGAGCACAGGAAGCCUAUCUCCGGGCUCAUCGACAUAACCAUGAUAUCCCCGAACCCUCGGCGUAUCAAGGAGUGCUUAAUGGACUUGGGCUUCAAGUAUCGAAGCGGUCAGAUCUUUCUGUUGACGACAACGGGUCCGCCUGGAUGAACACUGAAUAUAUCUCGGACGAAGACACUGGCAGAAACUUUCGAGCUCUCAGAAAGAGCUACAAUUCCAAAGUCCGAAAGAACAUCAAUACACUGGAUGAUGACAUCAAAUUUGUAAAAGCCGAAAAGGCGGAGAAUCUCCGACUCGCGAGGCUCAAGGCUGAAUAUGAAGAUGCUCGCGGCUACAGCGACGACGACAAUUCUGACGACGGUCUCUUUGUAUCGCCUUCAUCAGCGAGAACUUCUCGUCCGAAGAGACGCGCAGCUGAUGAUCCCAAUGCGGAAAAUGAGAUCUCGGAUUCUCGGACCCCAAAGCACCACAAGCCAAACAACAGCCGUAAACGAACUCAGCACGAACUAGAUCAGGAGCAAGAAUUCAACAUGAUGGCGGGAGUUCAAGGCGUUAUCCGCAAGAUCGAAGAAGAAAAAGCUAAAAAGUCGGGAAAGAAAGGCAAGGGCAAAUCUGGUAGAAAUGCCAAAGCUGGUAAGAAGGAAGGUUCGAAGAGAAUAAGACGCACGCCUAACGAACGUGGAUACCUGAACGAUUCGAAUAGUCUUCUAAACAGCAAUGUCUACGAAGACGCAGAUGCGAACCUCAAUCGAGAAGCACUGCCUGUUUCUGGGCACACCCACAAGCAGAAAGCACUCGCCGCGCUUGUUGCCAGUGUCCCUCUUGGAACGACGAAAAAAGAUGCCGUGGCCGAAAAGAACCAUAUCUUGAAAUCGACUGUGACCCUUGGUAGAAAUAUCAAAGGGGCUUGCAAGGCAGAUGGCGCAAACGGCUGGAAACUUAAGGGCAUGAAGUCAUCGCUCCACCAUCAUCAAGUACAAGGAGUAGCUUUUAUGAAGAAUCGAGAGACCGGCGGCGAGGAGCCAUUGGGUGGCAUAUUAGCGGACGCUAUGGGUCUUGGUAAGACUAUUAUUACGAUUGCCAAUUUAAUAGGUAAUAAAUAG